This is a messenger RNA of Bemisia tabaci, 1338 nucleotides long. RefSeq lists its product as uncharacterized. Lineage: Eukaryota; Metazoa; Arthropoda; Insecta; Hemiptera; Aleyrodidae. The record is from RefSeq and is a predicted model, not a curated record.
AUGAGCAGCAACGAAGAUGAGGCCGCCGCGUCUCGAGCAGAACACAACCGGGCAGCUCAGCAAUUUAAAACAAAGAGAAACCUUCUCGUUGAACAAGUCCGCGCUACCCGGGACGCCUUCAGGCUUUUGACAGACGAAACGGUCGAGCAUCACAGAGCCAGGUGUGAUAAACUCAAGAUCCUACAGGCGAGAUUCGAAGAAUUUCAAGAUCAAGCAAUAGAGAUGAACAGCCUCCUGUGCAGCAACAACCAGAUAGAGCUAUCGCAGGCACAGGCUGAUUUCGACCGCAUCCACAACGAAGCCGCAGCAGUUUUUCUAUCCAAAGUUCUCAAAGCUACCCGAGAAACGACCUUCAUGAACAACACCUCAUUUUCCACCACCUUCAUCAGGCUCCCCAAACUGGAACUGCCCAAGUUCAGUGGAGAUCUGGGAAACUGGAGGACUUGGCACAAUCUGUACAAAGCCUCCGUGCAUACCAGCCCGUCCUUGCUAGGCGUGCAAAAGUUUCAGUACCUAAUAGGUAGUCUGAAAGGUGAUGCUCUCGCCCUGGUCACAGGACUUGACAUCACCGCGGAAAACUAUGAGGUCGCUUGGAAGCUCCUAUGCGAUCGUUACCAUUCUGAACGUCGUCACGUCUUCUUCCACUUUCAUGGGCUGCUGGACCUGCCGGACGUCAAACAUUCAGAACAAAUUCCCCCGCUCAUAACCAAGAUUAGAGAGCACUCUCAGGCUCUCCAAGCCCUAGGUCAUGCUCCGGAUACCUACGCCGGACUCCUGACGGCUCACAUCAUCAGGAAGCUGUCAUACCGCUUGAGACAGCGACUCGAAGACUAUAGAGGCGCCGACUCAACCUACCCCAAACUUGAAGAAUUAAUGGAAUUCCUCGAAAAAGAGCGACGCGGCUCGGAGGACACCCUGUCCAACCGCAAGGAGACCAGGACACUGGUCACCUCCCAGCCCAAAAAUGCUGGAGGAAAACCGUGGAAAUCCAAGCCCAGUGGAGAAACUGUACUCACAGCAACCUCCACUCCCGAAGAUGAACCAGACAAAUCUUCAUCCUCCCAUCAAAAGGACCCGCAGUGUCCGCUAUGCCUCACCACACACCGAUUGCGGCUAUGCCCUACCUUCCAGGCCAAAAGUGCGGCGGACAGACGCUCGUACAUCGAAGCAAGCAACAGAUGCUUCAACUGCCUUGGCCUGCACAAAGUCUCUCAAUGCAGCAACACUGGAACUUGCUCCGAAUGCGGUAGGAAGCACAACACCAUGCUGCACGAAGAGAAUCCUCCCACCAAGAAAGCUCUCACUGCAUCGCUCGUUCACCCCCAUAAUGCCUCGUAG